ACAUGAUUCUCUUGCGUGUCGUGCUCUUGGAACGAAUAUAUUAAUAGAAAUAGAAAUGCUUGCCGGGAAUGUCAAUUCACGUGUUAAGCACAGUAAAUAUAAAAGAGAUUAUCUGGUAAUUCUGGGGGCUCCUGAAUUGAAUUCUGCCCCCGGCUAUAUAAUAAUAAACGAAAAGAAAACUUAUGCCCCCAGAACUACUGUGCUCACCUUAAGGCCGCAGUCUAUAAUUGAAGCUUCAGCACCCGACGACGUCAAUUGUGAUGGCUCCGUUCUGGAUAUAUUAAGAAUGAGAAAAUCUUUCUCGUUGCGCUUGCAAUCCGAUCUUCACGGCUGGCUAGUAAUAUGCUUUUUCUUCUUCGAUAUGAGAAUUAUGGGAGUUAGGUUUACCAAGCUGGGCGAAAAAGACAACGAAAAGCUCAAAGCUCAUGUAGAUAAGAAAAGAAGAAAUGCAGAACAAUAUGUGAAGUGGAUGUUAGAAAGUGGGCUAUUGGAGCGGUUAGAAAAGCCGAGGGCGCAACAAACACUGCAAGAUGCCUUUCAAGAAAAAGAAGGUCACCAUGUUUGA
Molecule: messenger RNA, 565 nt
Organism: Paraglomus occultum
Lineage: Eukaryota; Fungi; Glomeromycota; Glomeromycetes; Paraglomerales; Paraglomeraceae
Source: the annotation of a GenBank genome assembly